AUGAGUGCCACUCAUGAUUUAGCUACAACAACACAAGAAGCAGGCGCCGCGGCUGCAGAUGCUCACAAAAAAGCAGAAGUGUCAAAUCAGGAACCAGCUAGCGAACCGACUGAGCCCAUUUUUACCCCGGGGAACGUUGCAUCGAGUACUGGCAGUGGUGCCGAAAGCGCUGAAAAAUCGGUUCCGGGUCUGGCCGCAGAAAAUGUUGAAGGAAAAACGGAUCCUGCGAUGAUGCGUGAAGCCGCUGGAGAACAAACGGUGACGGCAACAAAUCAGAAAGCAGAUUGGUUGCACCAGAUGCGUACGUAUCGUGCAGAACUGGAUGAAGAAUUGAGUGGUGUUUCCAGUCUAAGUGAUUUGGCCAGUUACACAACAGAACGAGUUAAACACUGUCUACGUAUGAGCCGAAGAAUGUUUGCUGUAGCAGAAAAAGGCUGUGAAAAUUGCGCCAUGAUAUGUGUCGAACUGAACGCAUUUGCGGAUAGAUUCUACAAAAUGCUAGAUGGGCAGCACAUAACGACAAGUACCGAGGAUCCUCUAGCAAAGGAUGCGAAAGAAACUGCGAAAAUCAUCGAAAAGGUUGCUUGA
Molecule: messenger RNA, 588 nt
Organism: Gongylonema pulchrum
Lineage: Eukaryota; Metazoa; Nematoda; Chromadorea; Rhabditida; Gongylonematidae
Source: the annotation of a GenBank genome assembly